Messenger RNA from Aspergillus caelatus, 474 nucleotides. RefSeq lists its product as uncharacterized. The transcript has 3 exons. The record is from RefSeq and is a predicted model, not a curated record. Bases 1 to 474 code for a protein of 157 amino acids. Lineage: Eukaryota; Fungi; Ascomycota; Eurotiomycetes; Eurotiales; Aspergillaceae.
AUGUCUACACCUCAAAGGCCGAGUCCUUCCAAUAAUGAAGACCGAAUGAUCCAACUGGCUGUCGAUCCCCAACGUGGCAUAGGACUUGCAACAGUCACUCGUACGCGUAAUGGUCAAAUAGAAGAAGAUCGACGGGACCACUUCCAAGACGAUCGCAUAAUCCCCGCAAAGGUCGUUGCCAGUAUGAACAGGCGUCGGGAGGCCGAAGGCCAGGAGUUGGUAGAUAUCAGUAGCGAAUGCUCGGAGUCUGACGACGGAGAGCCACAGGAACAGCCACAGGAGGCAUGUCAUUGUUACCAGGAUACUGAGAUCGACGAGUCCUCUCAUGUUUUUAAUGGAGAUAUGGUUGACGGCAUGAAGCCGUCGAUUGUUCGGAAACAUCAUAUGCGUGGAGGCUCGGUGAAGGGAAAAAGCAAGUUGGUUAAUGGCGAUCUUGAUAGGCAUUCGUUUCUUGCCUUUUUCUGUAAAGAUUGA